Molecule: messenger RNA, 2299 nt
Organism: Osmia lignaria (orchard mason bee)
Lineage: Eukaryota; Metazoa; Arthropoda; Insecta; Hymenoptera; Megachilidae
Source: RefSeq, a predicted model, not a curated record
CCGUUCGUCGAGCUACCUUCGUCGGCAGUCACGCCACAACCUUCGUCGCGUCAGGUGCGCACGGAUCUCCGCGACCAACGGGACUCUCUGUUCGCCAGUUCCCUGAUCGCCGGCACUGACAUCGCCUUUAUAAUCUUUCUUCUCGAUAGCCAGAGAAAUAAUCAAACGAACCUUGGAAACAUGUGGUUGCCGAGGACGUGCGCUCUGCUGAUCGUAUUGGCUUUGGCAAGAUGCGAAAAACCCGAAGAGGAGGAGGAUGCUUCGACGGUGUUCCUCGAAGCAGCCAAAUCCUUUUUAUCGAACAAGGACAAUUUAAAUGGACUUCAAGGUUUGGCCAGGACAUUUAUACAGUCGGAUGUGGGGAAACAGUCCAACGAAAUGUUCGAUGGAAAGUCCAAUCUAGACGGUAUAGGACAGAUCGUGUCGGGCAUUGGCAGCUUGUUUGCCGGCAACGAAAAUCAUCAGGGUAUCGAUCUCUCUCUGAUCGGAUCGGUUCUCGACGGGAUGAUGAAUUCGAACAAAAAUACGAAGAGAGUCUCCAGAGAUGCCGAAUCGAAGCCCAAACCACCCGGAAUAGAUUUGGACGGUAUUCUGGGCACGUUCAUGGGUCAGAAUGGUAAUUCUGACCUGUUGAUGGGCUUGCUGCCGAUGUUGUUACAAGGUCUCGGAAAUAAUGACGUACACAACGAACCUGGCAAGAUGCACGAUCACUCGGGACACUCCUGGUACAUGCCACCGAUCCUGGAGAAUUUGCACGUGAUGUGGGAUCACUUCAGUAAUUCGGAACUAGGCCAAACUUUGUGGAAGAAGAGCGGUCUAGCUCGCUUUGUAGGCCAAAUUUCCAAUUCCGAGGGACGCAUCCAGUACGAGAAACUUCUGGACAACAUCGAGAACCCUUCUGUUCGUCGCAGAUGGAUCAGGUCGCUGACGAAUUAUAUCGGGGAGUGGAUCUCCCAUAUCUCCGAUCCGCAAAUCCAGCAGCGUUACCUGAAUACGGUUCAAUUUGUUGGGAACAGUUUCUUGAAAUCGCAGGGCUUUCCGAAAUCGGCCAUGUUCGACUCGAUGAGGCCGGUAGAAAGUCUUUCCAGGUUAGUGAACGCAAUAGCGAAACGAUACGUAGGGAUGAAGAUCGACAGUUCGCAGUACAUUAAACCAGCGGAAGCAUACAUCAAAGAACUAAUCACCCUCGCUUCGGAGAAAGGAUUCAUAAUGUCUCGAGUGAAUGCCAGGGAAAUCAGCAACAGACUCAGUGAAACGAUCAAUCACGACAUCAUUGAUCCCAUAUUGAAGUCUUACCGUGCGUACAAAUGGGCGAUCAAGAGGCCACAAUGCGCUAGUCAGAUCCUGUGUACAAUCAACGAACAGAACGAUCAGGAUAAAGCACAAACGCGUCUACGAAGCGGUUUGUUGAAAGUAACCAGCUUUCCAGCCGCUUGGGCUGUGAGCAGCAAGUUAGGCACCAAUUUCUGGACCCUCUACGGGGCCAUUAUGGACCACGAGAGAUGCGUCAAAAAGUAUCCAGCCGAAUGUACAGAUUUCCACGAAGAAGAGAUCCGAAUUACCACGGAAAGCGUUCACAGUGAACUUUGAUCCGUGGCUAACAAUGAGUGUGAACUGUGAGAGACAUUUACGACAUACAAAGUUUAUUUUACAAGCACAAUGUCGCAAACGGCGACUAUCGUUUUUAUAUGAUACUUGCUACCUGUCGUGAGAAUGUAUGGUGAUGAGAUAGAAUUCAUUUUUUAGUGGGAUUAUUCGAAAGGUCGACCGAGUAAAAGUGUGUCGCGUUGAAAACACUUCGCUUUUAUCGCGUGUACAUAAAACAAAACCGUGAAAAUGAACGUAGAACAACUAGGCUUUAAAUUUCACAGAAUCUUUCGUUUAUCUGAAAAACUUAGAAAUAUCGUUCUCUUUCCUUCUUCUGUUAACGCGACGCGAUUACUUUAGUUUUAAGCCUAUCGAAAGUGUGAUCUUACGAUCUGAUAGAAAAAGAGGCAGCUACGAUUAUUGGUAUCUCAUUUCAUUUCAUUUUUAUAUAUUUGUUACUUCUAAAGGAAUCUAUAAAAAUUCUACUUUAUACAGAGAGCGUGCGAAAAAGGCACGUUUCGUUACGACGUUCCUAGGGACAUCGUAAAUUCGAGCUUAAGGAGAGCUCGUUCCAGGAGGGACGAAGGUUCAACGACUAGGAGAUCGCUCGUGCGUUUUGCACCGGAUUUAUUAACAGCAAUGUCUGUGUAACAACUCCUGUAAAUAUUAGAUGAAAGCCAAAUAAUAAAGUGUACGUUGAAUGUACAAGACA